UCUGACUGUAUUAAUUUGCUGAAGUCAGAGAAUUAAACAACAUGAACAAACUAAUUGUUUUAACUGUACUCGUCGCUGGAAUUGCUCUCGUUGAGCCUCAUGGCCAUGUCAGCGUUCCCUUAGCCAGAACAAGUGUUUUCCGUGAUCCGAGCUUGGGUGGUCAACAGCCCUUCUGGUGGGAUGACAACGGUGUUUGGUGUGGAAAUGUCCAACAGAAUUUGCAAUAUUCUACUUGUGGACGUUGCGGAGAUGCUCCAGGAAAUACCCACGCUAAUCAAGGUGGCAGAUACGACAAGGGAAUAAUCACCGGUAAUUAUAUGGCUGGAACUGUCAUCUGGGCCACCGUUCACAUGAAUGCCAACCACCGUGGGCACAUGGAAUUUGACCUUUGUCCACAAGUUACUGAGACGAACACUUGCUUCACACGUCUUAAUCUAGCUAGUGGAGACAGAGAAAUUCGCAGCGGAAAUAUGAUGUGCUCAGGUGGUGACCACCAAAAUGGAGAUGUAGGUGUACGUAUUCAGCUCCCAGCUAAUGUCAGAUGUAGCAGAUGUACUCUUCGUUGGACGUACAGAACUUCAUACCCACCAGCUCCUGAUGCGUGCUUCAACCCCAACCCUGCUCAAACAUUCAGAAACUGCGUUGAUAUUGCUAUCCACUAAGUUUGACUCGGCUAAUACAUAUCUUACGAAAAAUAAAACAUUUUAAUCAUUGCAACAA
Molecule: messenger RNA, 720 nt
Organism: Bradysia coprophila
Lineage: Eukaryota; Metazoa; Arthropoda; Insecta; Diptera; Sciaridae
Source: RefSeq, a predicted model, not a curated record